Pseudocercospora fijiensis CIRAD86 is the source of this 426-nucleotide messenger RNA. RefSeq lists its product as uncharacterized. The record is from RefSeq and is a predicted model, not a curated record. The annotation marks the transcript as partial. Gene Ontology annotation, molecular function: fatty acyl-CoA hydrolase activity. Lineage: Eukaryota; Fungi; Ascomycota; Dothideomycetes; Mycosphaerellales; Mycosphaerellaceae. The transcript has 2 exons.
AUUUUCCAGCACAUCAAAGUCGUCUCUGCCAAGCGAAGUCAAGCAGACACAGAGGGCAUGGAGGCGUACGUCGUCUUUGAGAUGAAAGUCUUCCCAGAAAUAUGCAACGGGAUGGGUAACAUGCACGGAGGAGCUGUCGCCAUGCUUGUCGACAACACAACGACUGCAGCAGCGUGCCCGGUAGCAGAGGAUGGUUUCUGGGAUUUCGGCGGCGUCUCAAGAACUUUGCAAGUGACAUACCUACGACCUAUGCCCAUGGGAAGGACAUUUGUGAUUGAGAACAUGGUCCGUAAUGUUGGUAGAAGUCUUGCAGCAAUACAAUGCAUCAUCCGGGACAAAGAAAGUGGUAAGAUCGUUGCGCUUGGAGAACACGGAAAGGCUGCUCUUGAACCGCAGGUGAAGAGGAAGAGAUCAGGACUGCUAUGA